CCCCCCUUCCCGUUUAGCUGCGUAGAGGGGCGGCGUUCCAUCAUGGCGUCGUCCAUGUGAGGCGAAAAACGCGUCAGGUUCCGCAGGAUAAAAAAAUGCUGGAACUCCAAAGAUAAAAUAGUAAGUUAAGAAAAUGCCUGCUGUCUGUGAUUCCCUCCUUGGAGACAUUGAAGAUAUCAUCUCAGAGCAAGACCCAAAGCCGCAAGACCUGCAGUUCAGGAGAAAAAAUGUUAUUCCUAAAGUGCGAAAACGCCAUUCACAAAAAAAUGUAGAAACAGAUUAUGAUGAUCCCCCAAGUGACAGUGUCAUUCCUGGUGUACAGAAAAUUUGGAUACGCACAUGGGGAUGUUCUCAUAAUAGUUCAGAUGGAGAAUACAUGGCUGGACAACUGGCUGCAUAUGGAUACAGAAUUACAGACAAUGCUGCAGAAGCUGAUCUGUGGCUCCUGAACAGCUGUACUGUUAAAAGCCCUGCUGAAGACCACUUUAGAAACUCAAUUAAGAAAGCACAAGAAGAAAAAAAGAAAGUUGUUCUAGCUGGAUGUGUUCCACAAGCCCAGCCUCGACAAGACUACCUACAAGGCCUGAGUAUCAUUGGGGUUCAGCAGAUAGAUCGUGUCGUAGAAGUUGUUGAGGAGACUAUCAAAGGUCACUCUGUGAGAUUGCUGGGUCAGAAAAAGGAUAAUGGAAAACGGUUGGGGGGAGCGCGAUUGGAUUUGCCAAAGAUUAGAAAGAACCCACUGAUAGAAAUAAUUUCCAUCAAUACAGGGUGUUUGAAUGCAUGUACCUACUGCAAAACUAAGCAUGCCAGAGGAGAUCUCGCAAGUUAUCCUAUUGAAGAACUGGUAAACAGAGCCAAACAAUCCUUUCAAGAAGGGGUAUGCGAGAUAUGGCUGACCAGUGAAGACACAGGGGCUUAUGGAAGAGACAUUGGCACAGACCUCCCUACUCUCCUAUGGAAGCUGGUUGAAGUAAUCCCUGAAGGAGCAAUGCUAAGACUUGGCAUGACGAACCCUCCCUAUAUUUUAGAGCAUCUGGAGGAAAUGGCAAAAAUUCUCAACCAUCCAAGAGUCUAUGCAUUUCUUCAUGUACCAGUUCAAAGUGCCUCUGAUAGCGUACUCAUGGACAUGAAGAGGGAAUACUGUGUGGCGGACUUCAAAAGGGUAGUGGAUUUCCUUAAAGAAAAAGUGCCUGGAAUAACAAUUGCCACAGACAUCAUUUGUGGGUUUCCAGGGGAAACAGAUGAAGAUUUUCAAGAAACCAUGAAGCUUGUAGAAGAGUACAAGUUUCCAAGUCUUUUUAUUAACCAGUUUUACCCACGCCCUGGGACUCCUGCUGCAAAAAUGCAUCAAGUUCCAGCCCAAGUAAAAAAACAGAGAACGAAAGAACUGUCAAGAUUGUUUCACUCGUACAACCCAUAUGAUCACAAGAUUGGGGAGAAACAAAAUGUUCUUGUGACAGAAGAAUCAUUUGAUUCCAAGUUUUAUGUUGCUCAUAAUCGAUUCUACGAGCAGGUACUUGUGCCAAAGAACCCUGAGUUCAUGGGUAAAAUGGUAGAAGUGAACAUUUUUGAAGCAGGGAAGCACUUUAUGAGGGGGAGCCCAGUGUCGGAUGCCAGAGUGUUCACCCCGUCUAUCACUAGGCCAUUAGCCAAAGGAGAGGUGUCUGGUUUAACAGAGGAGUUCAGACAUGCACUGGAGAACAGCUCAGAAUCAAAAGCCUGUCCAUCUGCUGAGAGGCAUAAAGGACCAUUGAGCUACAGGAUGGCGAUGCAGUUGCCUUGGCAACAAGGGGGAGGUGUACUGAAGGCGCUGUCACUAAGUGUGACUCUUCUGGCAGUCCUUAUUGCCUUUUACUAUCGAGGUGUUUAAGUGGAAAUCUGAACUGAAUGAUGACAUCGUCAGGAAAUAUAACAAGAUGGUUGGAAACGUCAGAGUAAAAAGUCGGACAAUUUAUACGCCAAGGCCUUACCUUGUAAACAUAAUCUAGAUAAAACUCUCCUACAUUGGUAUAAGUUAUUUAGUUAUUUUUCCAAGAUCAAGUUAACAGGCUUUUCCAUGCUUUUCCAUUUUAAAAGAAAGUGUUUGUCUACAUAUACCAGGUUCAUAUUUGCCACCCAUAGGUGUAUGUUUUAGAAAAUUAAGUUAUUGAAGUAUUUUUCUUAAGUCAAACAGUUGAUAAUGCGCUUAUGUGAAGCCUUAUUAAACUUUCUCUCUUAAUGUACCUAGAAACAUGUCAUCUUUUGUGUUUUAAUGAAAUGUUCAGUUCAAAAGUUGCUGGGCAUUCAGACUAUAAAAGUUGUAACUAUU
Messenger RNA from Podarcis raffonei (Aeolian wall lizard), 2308 nucleotides. RefSeq names its product CDK5 regulatory subunit associated protein 1 like 1 (gene CDKAL1). The transcript has 16 exons. Gene Ontology annotation, molecular function: 4 iron, 4 sulfur cluster binding; tRNA (N(6)-L-threonylcarbamoyladenosine(37)-C(2))-methylthiotransferase activity. The record is from RefSeq and is a predicted model, not a curated record. NCBI's taxonomy places the organism in Eukaryota, Metazoa, Chordata, Lepidosauria, Squamata, Lacertidae. The coding region runs from base 134 to 1870 and encodes 578 amino acids. Gene Ontology annotation, cellular component: endoplasmic reticulum. Gene Ontology annotation, biological process: tRNA methylthiolation.